Molecule: messenger RNA, 2840 nt
Organism: Linum tenue
Lineage: Eukaryota; Viridiplantae; Streptophyta; Magnoliopsida; Malpighiales; Linaceae
Source: the annotation of a GenBank genome assembly
AACAAGUUUGAAGUUUGAAACUCCCAACUUUUCAAUCAUCAAAGCACAAACCCCCCUCUCUCUCUCUCUCCACAACUUUACUCUUGCUCUCUACUCUUCACUUUUCUCUCCAUCCCGUGCGUCCAACUUUCCAAUCUUUCUCUCCUCUUCUCUCAUCUCUGCAUGUUCUUCUUUUCCAGCCCCUGAUCGUUUAUUCAGAAACUUCCCAACUUUUCUCCUCCCUUUCUAAACCAGCGGUAGUCUGAUUAUCUUAUCCCGUCUUGCUACGUUGUCCCGGCGAGGAGAUCGGGGAAUGUUGGUCGCUGUCGUAGCGAAUGUCUCCCUCAAGUAACAAAGUUGCCGCUUCUGGGUUCGUUAUUCUCUGUUCUUGCUGAUCUUACUUCUGAAAAAUUGACUUUUACCCUGAUGGGUUCGUGAUUUUCUGCCACAAAGUUUGCAACUUUGAUGCUGGAUUGAAAAGGGUUUUGCUUGAUUGAUUGAUUUGCGUUGAGGGGGGAAGGGGAAAAAAAGUCAAGAGGAUCGUUUUGGGAUAAACUGUGGUUGACUUUUUUGGAUUUAGAAAGGUUAACUCUUGGUGGGUUUAGGAUUAUUAUUGUGAAUUAUGAUCAAGCAAUUGCUGGGCAAGAUUCCUAGGAAGUCGUCUAAAUCGGCUGGAAAUGGAGAAAACGGAAGGAAGAAUGGUAAAAAUUCAAAAGCUGUUGCUAAUACUGUUUCAAAGGGCAGUAAUUUUGGGGUCGAUUCUUACAUCGGGUAUGAACGGUUCAACAAUCAGCCUGGUUCAGAUUCCGGGCAGAACAAUGGAACCAUGAUUUCAAUGAAGCAUCAGAAUGGCAACCUAGGAUUAUACUCCUACGAAGUGUUGCCAGGAUUCAAAGAUGUUCCAAACUCUCAGAAGGAGAGUUUGUUCUUUAGAAAGCUAAAGCUAUGCAGCAUUGUAUUCGACUUCACCGAUCCAGCGAAGCACGUUAAGGAAAAGGAGAUCAAGCGACAGACAUUGCUGGAGCUUGUUGAUUAUGUCACUUCUGCAAAUGGGAAGUUCAGUGAAGCUGUUGUCCAAGAAGUGGUCAAGAUGGUAUCAGUCAACAUGUUCAGGACGCCUAGUCCUCAACCCCGGGAGAAUAAAGUUGUGGAUGGUGUGGACUUGGAGGAAGAAGAGCCUACGAUGGACCUCGCUUGGCCUCAUUUGCAAAUCGUCUAUGAGGUCUUCUUGAGAUUCGUGGCAUCUUCUGAGACUGAUGUCAAGUUGACUAAAAAGUACAUUGACCAGGCGUUCGUUCUCAAGUUGUUGGACUUGAUUGAUUCUGAAGAUCCUAGAGAAAGAGAGUACCUCAAGACGAUUCUUCAUAGGAUAUAUGGGAAAUUCAUGGUACAUCGUCCAUUCAUAAGGAAAUCCAUCAACAAUGUGUUCUAUCAGUUUGUUUUUGAGACCGAGAAGCACAAUGGGAUAGCUGAGCUUCUGGAGAUCUUGGGGAGUAUCAUUAAUGGGUUUGCCUUGCCUCUCAAGGAAGAGCACAAGAUGUUCCUCGUUCGUGCUCUAAUUCCAUUGCAUAAGCCGAGGUGCUUGGCGAUGUACCACCAGCCUCUGUCUUAUUGUAUAACACAGUUUGUUGAGAAAGAUUGCAAGCUCGCAGAUGUUGUGAUUAGGGGGUUGUUAAAGUAUUGGCCGGUUACUAAUAGCUCGAAGGAAGUCAUGUUUCUGAAUGAGCUUGAGGAGGUACUCGAAGCAACUCAGUCACAGGAAUUCCAGCGAUGCAUGGUUCCUCUUUUUCAUCAAAUCGCGCGGUGUUUAAGUAGCUCUCACUUUCAGGUAGUUGCUGAAAGAGCAUUAUUCCUGUGGAACAAUGAUCCAAUCGAGAAUUUGAUCAGACAGAACCGGAAGGUCAUUCUGCCCAUUCUUUUCCCAGCACUUGAGAGAAAUGCAAGGAAUCACUGGAACCAAGCUGUCCGUAGCUUGACUUUAAAUGUCCGCAAGAUAUUUGAAGAUCUCGAUCCUGAGCUCUUCAAUGAUUGCUUGCUGAAGUUUCAGGAGACUGAGAAGAAGGAAGACGAGACCAAAGCGAGAUGGGAAGCCAGAUGGAGACGCUUGGAAGAGAUGGGUGCUCAGAAAACUGCAGAAAUGGAAGCUAGCAAGCAAUGCUGUUUGAAGGGAAGGACGGGAUUCUCGCUAUAAACGUGGCAGCCUUUUGCAUCGAAAAAUGGGGUUCUUCUUCUGCAAGAUAGACCUGAGAACCUGACUAGCGGAUGAGAUAACCGAAAUGGUACACCAUUGAUGACUUGGUGAGGUUUUUUGUCUUUGUAUUGGAAGAUUGAAGGUGUACUGCUAAACGUGAGAAGCCAGGUCCUUGAAACUACUAUGUGGGAAGGGGUUAAGUUGCUGAGACUGUUAGAAGAAAGAAUAUUUGUAUUGGAAAGCUACAAGUUUGGUGCUUUCAAUUGCAGAAAAGUGGUGUAUGUUGAACUUUAAGUGAGCAUUAAGAUGUGAAAUAGGUUAGUGAGCAGGGGUGUGGAUGGAUGUAUCUUGUCAUGCAAUGUCACUCGAGUUUGAAUUAUCAGUUGAAGAUUUAAAGAGCAAGAUAAGAAACUUGUAGCUGUUUGAGGGUAGUGAUGAGGAGGAGACAACAAAAAGGUAAAGAGAAAGAGAAGUAAAAGGCCGGAAGUAGUUUUAGAGUCACUUAUUUGAACGGGAAGAUUCCAAACAGCUAUAGAUAUUCAUUGGCUCUCAGGGCUGCAAAUGAGUGAACGGCUCGAUACGGGGAAAGUUCAUUCGUAACCCGGCUUGUUAGUAAACGAGCCGAGUUUGAGCUCAUAAUUAUUCGGGGCAAGUCAGUUUGACUGAGUGG